AUUGAAAAGCAGUAGGUAACCUUGACGGAUGGCUGACCUUGGCGGCUAUGGAAAGAUAUGACUACUUGCUGAAAUUUUUAAUUAUUGGGAAUGCAGCUACUGGAAAGACAUGCUUGAUGAGAUGGUUCUUAGAAGGGAAAUUUAAACAGGAUUCUCUUCAUACUAUAGGUGUUGAGUUCGGGACUAAGAUACUCAGAGUUGAUAAUAAGUCGGUGAAGUUGCAAAUAUGGGACACAGCUGGCCAAGAACGAUUUCAGUGCAUUACACGGUCCUACUACAGGGGUGCUGCAUGUGCACUAGUAGUAUAUGAUAUUACUGACAGGGAGUCAUUUAAUGCAGUCAAUACCUGGAUUUCAUCUGUUAGAGACUUAGCUCUUCCGAACCUGACCAUCAUAUUGAUAGGAAAUAAAAUUGAUUUGGAAGUCAGUUCGAGAGAAGUGUCUGAAAUGGAAGGGAAACAAUGCGCAAUUGAUAAUGGAGCACAAUCAUUUUUAGAAACAUCGGCUAAAAAUGGUUCAAAUGUUCUUGAAGCGUUCACCGCUGCUGUACGAAGUGUUUUAGAACAAAUUCAAAAUGAUCCUCAUCCUAAUCAAAAAUCCUAUCCAGUUGGCAUUGGUCCUGCACAGUUAACUCUUCCUGAAUCAAAUGAAUCACCUGGGGAUAGAAAGUCUGCUAAACUGUGUUGUCGUACUUAGAGUGUUAGAGGAAGUUCGCUGAUGCUGAUAUUUUGAUUUGUAUUUUGCUUAUAAUAAAGAUUAUCAGUACAUACAUUGAACUCAACAAGAAUUUCUGUGAUAUUUUAUGAUUUCAACGUGGACAUAUACUAAAUUUGUAUUAUCUUUAAUUUGGUGUAACGUAUUUGACAAACUUGUAUACUAAAACAGUAGAGAUCUGUUGUUGUUGUUGUUGUUUUAUGUUUUUGGCAUUCUCUCUUUUCCUUUCCAAGUAUCC
Messenger RNA from Heterobilharzia americana, 951 nucleotides. The record is from the annotation of a GenBank genome assembly. Lineage: Eukaryota; Metazoa; Platyhelminthes; Trematoda; Strigeidida; Schistosomatidae.